Pseudo-nitzschia multistriata is the source of this 1976-nucleotide messenger RNA. NCBI's taxonomy places the organism in Eukaryota, Bacillariophyta, Bacillariophyceae, Bacillariales, Bacillariaceae. The record is from the annotation of a GenBank genome assembly.
GGUCUUACACCAAAUAKAUGCUAUUUCGCGAACCACMGAACUACUCUAAUUGGCACAGGAAACCAGGAAACUCUUAAGACACUCUAAACAGCCCAUCAACAUUACCAUCAGUUGAAAAAAUGACAACAGAGGGAGAAAAGAUUGAAGUACCAGUGAAGGCCAAUGAAGSCACYGGUGAUCCCAUGGCCUAUGCGAGUUCAUAUGACUCWGAGGAGUUUAAACGAUCUUUCGCAUCGAACUACGARUUGAAAAAGAAGCCYAAGGUUCUCUUUGCCAUGGCCCUUGGAUUCCCCGAGUUUGACGGCAUACUUGAUCGCCCUCCUAUUUCGACCAUCAAGAGAAAGGAGCUGAACGACCAGUACAUCCCCAAGGCCGAAGACUACAAGAACGAAAUCAAGAGAAGAGCACACUACUUCAUGAACGAUGUCGAGGAAUCCAACUACUACACSGAUCAGCUCAAGAGACCCCAUCCUCUCAAGACCAAACGCAGCAGUAUUGUGUUGCCCCAGCCAAACCAGUGGUUGAACACGCAGCUCAAGAAAUGGUUGACAGAGCGCCCUCUGAACCCGAACGAUAACGAUGUCAAAUUCCUUCGCUAUCAGAUUAAGCGAGCCCUGGACUUCCUCACAUCGGAUGUCACGAACACCGUCAACGGCCAAGAUGUUCUCCAGGAGUUUCCCGUCCUUCCGACGCCCGCAGAUGCACCGCUCGACGGUCCCGCCAUCACCGGAGGAAUUGGGGAUGGAGAAGCCAAGGUAUCUAUUCCUAUUACCCAGACAAUCAUGGCGAGCAACCCGCACUCGUCCUCCAACGUCUCGCUCAGCCUCGGUGAAAUCCAAACCGAAGGAUUUAUCUACKCAACGGAGCACGAUUCGGCCGAUUACAAGCUUUCUGCGGCAGAUACCUUCUUACUCAAGGGCAAGCAGCCGCGCAUUCUGUUCGCAAUGGCACACGGAAUCCCAGAACUCCAGUCGAUGAUCGAAAAGGUGACUCAGAAUCUCGUGAAGCGAAAGGAGGUCACGGAAGAGUUCAUGCCCCGUGCAGAAGACUUUCGUUACGAAAUCAAGCGCAGAGCCAACUACUUCAUGAACAUGGAAGAACAGAAGAAUUACUACCUUCAAGACCUGGAGUUGAAGAAUCCACUUGAAAACAUGAGGGGCAUCGUCACUCUGCCCCAACCUGCGCAGUGGAAGGUCCACGCACUCAAGCAAUGGCUUGCCGAACGUCCGCUUAAGCCAGAUGAACGCGACAUGAAAUUUCUCAAUACUUCUAUCAAGCAAUGCACGAAGGCUCUGACCGAAGCCGUCAUGAAGGAYCCCACAUUGACGCAGCACRGUGUGAAACGCAGUGCGAGCAUGAUGCUGUCCACCGAUCUGUCCUCGGCACUCGAAGGAGGUUUAACGGGUGGUCCUCUGAUGCAGGUACUCGCCAAACAAGACGCUAUUCUCGGGGCCGUAAAGAAGCAAAACCAACAGCAAAGUAUUUUGAACAAGAUCACUGUUCUGACACAAAGCAUCAUGGGAUAUAACCAAGAGAUUUCGAUCAAGCAAAGUACCCACAGCGAAAUCCAAAACCGCAUCCUCACUGUCCAGAUGAAGAUUGCCGAAAAUCCCUCAGCUGAGGAGGCGCUGAAAAAGAUCAUGUCUACGCACGAAGAAAAUAAGACCGAAGUCGAAUCACAGAUCAAGCAACUCGAAGAGAAGAUCGCCGAAGUCCGGGGACAAAUCGAUACUCACAACGAAGAGUUGAAGGCUAUMGACUCCGAGGAGCCUGCUGUACCAGAAGUGGAAACUCCRGUAGAAGAGACCGUUGAGUUUGAACCAYCGAAGAAAAAGAUGAAGCUGGACCACGAAUCAGCAGAACCAAUGGAGGCAGCUGCAGAGAAUCCRCCAGCGGUGGAGCAAACCGCUGCACAACAAGUCGAAGUUUAAAGGAAGAUAAUAGGGGCAUCUCAGGAAUAAACUUAUAGUAAAGCG